UGUGCAUGUGCUGAGGGAGCGAGGGGCCCUCUGAGCUAAUUGGCAGGGAGAGUGACAAAGGUGGUCUGCUUCAAAAGAGAAACCCUGUUGAGAUGCUCACACUGCCGUGGAGGAGGAAGGGAGUGACGAAGUUUGAGAGUGGUGCAGACGCCUUCGUGCUUCGGACUUUACCCCUCCAUCCUGAGCUGGGAUAGUGGUGGGGGCUGCUAAUUAUCAAGAGUUUUGUUUUGGUGGCAGCACAGCACACAACUUGGGAUGAAGAUGARUUGUGAGGAGAGCAUCAUGUCAUACCUAUCACACAGUGAGGCUCACACCAGCCCUAAAGACUUGAAUGUGGUGGCCAUUCUCCAUAACUUCUGGGAGCAGAAGCAGGCAGCUCAGCUCAGUGAUCCACCUGGUGAAUCAGACCRUUUUCAUGGAAAGAUCCAGACCGAAAGCCUUCUGCUGUACGAGUCUGCACCUUCUCCUGGUCCUCCAUACAUCUGCUACGUCACACUUCCUGGAGGAAGCUGCUUUGGCAACUAUAAGGUAUGUGACACUCAAGCGGAGGCUCGCAGGGACGCUGCUCGUGUGGCUCUGAUGAACUCGCUCGUGAACGAGCUGCCUUGUCGAAGAAUCAGCUCGGACUUCAUCACACAGAGUUUGAGCCAGGCUGUCAGAGAGAGYGCUGUCUCUUUGGACGAUGCGUGUGAUUCAAGCACCAGUAUAGGAACCUACAAUCUGCUGCUCCACUCCUACAUGGGAAGGAGCAUGCUGGAGUUCCAGGAGAUGAUGACUGUUUUCCAGUUGUUGCACUGGAACGGGACACUGAAGGCUCUGAAGGAAAGGCAGUGCUCUCGACAGAGUGUGAUUUCCUAUUACUCUCAGCGGGGGCUGGAUGAGUACUUGCGAAGCAGCAUGGCUCUGGAUUGGCUGGGACGGGAGCAGAGGUCCCCAGGGUUACUUGGAGCGGAGCUGCAGGUGGCGCAGAGGGAGCUGGUCCUGGCUCGACGUCGAGGCACAGAGCUGCGCUUCUACAAGGAAAAAACAGAGAUCCUUAGCUUGGCUCUGAGCCAAGCAUAUGUUCACCACCCACCUGAUGUCUUUGACCAGUCGCCAAGUUACACAAGCCAGCAAGAACAGCUUCCUUUACACAUAAUAUACAACCAGGAUGCARAGAUCCACAUGUCCUCUUCCUGCGGUCUUUCAUCAACUCUUCAUAACGACACAACACAGUGUUUUAACACAGAGUUGCCCCGUAGAAGCCCUUCACCGUGUUCACACAUCUUUAUGCCUUUAAAUAACUUUGAAUAAAUUGAUGAAAAGAUUAUAAACAAAAUCAUAAAAUGUAGUUAUAAAUGUUUCCGUUUGAGAUGAUGUGGCAGUUGCAGAAAACAGAACAUAUUUGUGGUCAGUGGGUUGUAAAUGUUUGAGUUUGAUAAUACCAGGAACGGGUUUCGACACUAUAGGUGUUUAACAUGUUACAAUUUUUAUAAAACUACAUUUUUUAUGAAAACAAAACCUAAUAGAUCUAAUGUUUGUACCUUGCAACUCUAAACAAAACUGCUACAGUUCAGUUUAAUCAAACCCUCAAAAUGUGUUAAUACUUUAAAACUAAGUUUUUCUAAGAGGAAUGCUUUUGUUGUUGCUGUAAUGCAUUUUUUUAGCUCAGUUCUGUUGUGUUUUAUGAAUAUAUAAUGUAGAGUUUGAAAUUUAUUAACUUUUGUCUGUUUGUUAUUUAACCCUUUCUGCAUUCCAGUGCUUUUCCCUUCUUGUUCACGCAGUUCCUCCAUGUGUAGCUUGUAAGUUUUCUUUUAUACUAAAACUCACUACAUUAAUGUAAGGUAAUUUGUAUUUUUUUAAAGUGUCUCAUGUUGUUCAAUGAACAGCUUAUUUGAAAUGCUGAGUUGUGUUACUUUUACAAUAAACCAGGCAUAAAAGCUAA
This is a messenger RNA of Austrofundulus limnaeus, 1924 nucleotides long. RefSeq names its product protein limb expression 1. The transcript is spliced from 6 exons. NCBI's taxonomy places the organism in Eukaryota, Metazoa, Chordata, Actinopteri, Cyprinodontiformes, Rivulidae. Gene Ontology annotation, biological process: autophagosome maturation. Bases 256 to 1293 code for a protein of 345 amino acids. The record is from RefSeq and is a predicted model, not a curated record. Gene Ontology annotation, cellular component: cytoplasm.